AUGGGUCUCUCCAGCUGCCCGACUGUUUGUGCCGGGUCUGGCGUGAUCCAGGUCCGAGCGACGAGUUCCACCCCGUUCAUCGAGGCCCUGUUGCCGCACGUCAAGGCCUUCUCCUACACCUGGUUCAAUCUGCAGGCGGCCAAGCGGAAAUACUUCAAGAAGCACGAGAAGCGCAUGAGCCUGGAGGAGGAGCGCCGGUGUAAGGAGGAGCUCCAGAGCGAGAAAGCAGAGGUGAAGCAGAAGUGGGCGUCAAGGCUCCUCGGCAAGCUCCGCAAAGACAUCACACAGGAGUGUCGCGAAGACUUCGUCCUCUCUGUAACAGGCAAGAAGCCGGUGUGGCGGCUGGACCUGGUCAUGGUGAUCCUCUUCAAGGCCAUCCCGCUGGAGUCGACUGACGGCGAGCGGCUCGAGAAAUCGCCCGACUGCAUGCACCCGCAGCUCUGCGUCAACCCCUACCACAUCAACAUCUCGGUCCGCGAGCUCGACCUCUACCUGGCCAACUACGUCCACCGGCCAGACGCCGUCUCAGGCAACCCGUGCGACGCCACGGAUCUGGAGAACGACGAGCGGUUCGUCAGCAAAGGCCACCACCACCCGUCCAUGUACCUUCAGCAGUGGAACGGAGCAGACCUCAGCGGCUGCUUCCACUACGGUCACUACAACCACAACCCGUACACGGGGGUGCUGCCAAACGACACGGUCAUGACCACGGGCGUGUUCUCGUCGUCCGAGCUGUGGCGCCUCUCUCGGGGCUCGAUCGUCUCGCCGAACGGCAUCAGUCCGGCCACACUGACCACCAUCAAGGUGGAGAACUCGUCCGUCAACUACUACUGCAGCAGCUACACGCCGCCGGCGCCCGACCACCACGGCCUGCUCGUCUCCGGCGCCUACUCGGGUGGCGGCGGUGGCGGAGGCGGCGGCGGCCUGGCGAUGCCUCGCACCUCGCACAGUCCGGCGGCCGAGCCGCGCGUCAAGCGGCUGCGGCGGCUCAGCUCGGACGAGGAGCGCGACCGGCAGGCCGAGAUCGGCUACUACGGCCAGUCGCCCGUCUCGCUGGCCUCCCAGGGCUCGUGGCACGCCGACGUCGACCACAGCACGUUCGCCGCCGCCGCCCUUCCCCUCGUGCGCGCCCCCUCAUCGGAGCCCUCAGGCCAGGAGCACCGGCCGGCCGGCAGUCCGCACCACAGAGAAGCCGGCCUCUCCAACAUGAUCCUGCCGAGCGCCAGCUACUACCAGGAGUCGGAGCACAGCCCGGGCAAGUACCAGGAGAACGGGCACGACACCUUCUCCGACUUCGUCACGCUGGUGUGCCAGGAGGCGCAGAACACGCAGCCGCAGACGUGGAAGUCGUCGACCAUAACUAAAGCUAACGACAGCCGUCUGCUCUGGAAGGAGGGCAAGGCGUCGGUGCCCACCGGCACGCUGUCCGUCUCCAGCGCCGCCGGCCGCCAGCACAAGUACUACAACAGCAGCAUGCUGCCUCCGCCGCCGCCGCCGCCCAUGGCGCGGCCGGUGGCCAUCAUCCGCUCCACGGCGGACGUCACCUGCGGCAGCGAGGCCUCGCCGCCGUCGGCGCACGCCGUCUCGCCGCACGCCGUCUCGGUCGUCAUGGAGACGGACGCCGCCGGCGAGCGCAUGACGUCGCCGCCGAGCAGCUCCAGCAACGGCCAGGCCAGCCCGGAGCCGGCCGGCCGGCGCGGCAGUCCCGUUAUCACGCUGGUGCAGCACGCGGUGACCGGCCAGCUGUACACGUACACCAGUAUUCCCGGCUCGGUGAGCCCGACCAACAUGGCGCUGUACACGUCGCCGCCGCGCUCGGCCGCCAGCAGCGUCGUGCGGAUGUCGACGGGUUCGACCGGCGGCGGCGGCGGCUCGGGCACCCCCAGCGCCUCCGGCGGCGGCCGCUGGAACCAGCACUUCAUCCUCGAGGAGAAUGUCGACUACGGCAUGAUGCAGAGCCUGCUGCCGGCCACCGCCGGCUCCGACGUGCCGUCCGGCAUCAUCGAUGACGAUCGGUACUUCAGCUCGGUGGUGCACGCGGCCGACGCCCUGGAGUCGGCGGCCGGCUCGGCGGCGUCGGCGGCGGCCGGCGCGUCGCCAGCGAGCCAGCCGCCAGCGUCGCCGGCCGCCAAGUCGCAGCCCUGAGCCGGCGGCCCGGUA
Molecule: messenger RNA, 2160 nt
Organism: Pollicipes pollicipes
Lineage: Eukaryota; Metazoa; Arthropoda; Thecostraca; Pollicipedomorpha; Pollicipedidae
Product: nuclear factor 1 X-type
Exons: 18
Coding region: 1-2145 (714 amino acids)
Biological process (GO): regulation of transcription by RNA polymerase II
Cellular component (GO): nucleus
Molecular function (GO): DNA-binding transcription factor activity, RNA polymerase II-specific; RNA polymerase II cis-regulatory region sequence-specific DNA binding
Source: RefSeq, a predicted model, not a curated record